UGACAGGAUAGUUCACUAUUUCAUUUUAAAAGCAGUUAAGGCCUAACUACAAGCAAAAUUGAGAACGAUUUAAACAAGGAUAUACUUUUUCAUCUGUACAUAGCAACUUCCAAAACCGAAUUACCAGAUGAACAAUGGCGUAUUUUGUUUUAGUAGGACCGUUAAAAAGAGCAAACGAUUCACUGAGUAGGAGCUUGGGACUAUUUGACACUGGCAGAGGCUUUCAUUUUAGACAAAGAAAGUACUCUAAUCCAGUUCAACGUGAAUUUCAACAACUUCAAAUUGAGUGCCAUCAGCUUAGACAAUACAUUGUGCGACAGUCGAAAAUUUAUGCAGAUCGUGUUAAUUGUUUAGAAGAAGUAAGUAAUGAAGUCAUCAGGUUACAGCAAUAUCAAAUUUGCCGUUUGUCGAAAAAGAUAGAGCGUCUUGAUCUGGAAAUUGAUGAAUUGUUAGAAAUGCUACAAAAUGUAGAAUGGAAACACCUUAAAAUAUAUGGCAAAAAUGAACUAGCAGUAAAUAAUGUUACGGUUGAAACUGAUGAAUUAAUAUGUGAUUUAAGAAAUCAGCUUCAAAAAGCAUUAAACGAUAAUCACGAAAAAGAGAUUAAAAUGAAUGACAGCACAACUUUACUUAAGACGACCAUUGCGCAACUUGAGAAAGAGAUUGGACUUCAGGACCUAAAAACUAUAAAUAUAGAGAAAAAACUUGAGAAUAAAAAGACAGAAAUAGAUAGUAAAAAUGAAGAGCUGGCUAAAAAAAGAUAGACAAUUAUCUGAACAAAAAGAUCAACUGCAGCAGAUUUUGAGCAAGCUGCAUGCAACAGAGGAUACUACAAUGGGUGGAACUAUCACGUCCCUUGAGACGAAAAACAAGAACCUCGAAGAAGAAAUAGAAAAAAAUCCAGAUAAGCAUUUGGACAAUAAAACGACUGAAAUAAUUCAUAUUAACAGGUCACUUCAAGGAACAUCUGCUAUUAAUGGAACUGACGCGGACGGAACUAUUGCUUCUCUAAGACAGAAAAUUGAGCAUCUUGAAGAAGAGGCUCGUGACCAUGAGUUACAGAUUAAAAAUCUAGAGGAAUUGUUAACUUCUGAAAGGCUGGCCACAAGUGAGAAAUAUGAACUAGUAAGACGAGAAAUGAAAGAAAAAGACGACCAGCUGCAGGAAAUGAGAGGUGAACUCCAACAGACCUUUAAAUUGAUGCAUGAAAAAGAAGCUGAAUUAGGUGGAAUUAUUACUUCACUACAGAAAGAUGUCACGAAUAUUGAAAAAAAGGUUACGCAACGUGAUCUAAAAGUCAAAGAUCUAGAGUUAAAAAGGCGUAAAGAUGUGCACAAAAGUGACAAAAAUCAACAAUUAACUAACAAAUUGAUGAAAGAGAAGGAUGAUCUGUUAUCUGCCCAGAGAAAUAAACUGCAAUAUAUUACAAAAACUUUGGAAGAAAAAGAGGUUGAAAUGAAUGAAACCAUCACUUCACUCAAGAAGAAAAAUCAGCAUCUUGAGGCUGAAUCCGCCGACUGCCAUGAACUACACCUAAAAGGAACGACGAAGACGUUGGGCCAUAAGAAUAUUGAAAGCGUUAACAGAAAACAAGCGGAAAAAGAGAUAUUAGUACUGAAGGUCAAAUUGCAAAAUGCUUUGACAAAACUGAAAGACACAGAGACUGAGCUUGAUGAAACUAAAACUAGACUUAGUAAAGCUAUGGGAGACAGGCUGACGGAUAACAACCCAAAUAUAGCCGACCUCAGCGAUAGAAAUCGCCCUACAAAACUCGCUGAAAGAUAUGCUGAGUUGUAUGAUAAUCAGUGGACAGACGCGUUUGACAUUCUUGUAACCUACUUCCAUAGAGAGGGAAAUGCAGUAGAAGCUCUGCUAAAGAUUCUGCAGGUCAUUAUUAUGCAUGCCAAAGAAGGCAGAUAAGUAUUUAAAAUGAUUGGUCUAUUGCAUUUUCUUGAAAGACCACUCCGGACUAAAAUCAUUUAUAAACAUGGCCAGAUUUUUUUACCAAAAAUGUGAAGGAUAUUUUAAAGAAAGCUGAUAUAUAGUACCUUUACAAAAUGAGAUAAAAACUGCUCACAUAUUUGUCAUAAAGAUGGCAGUUUCUAUCUAGCAGCAAAAAUUUAUUGAAAACUAGUAGGUUCGAACCAACCUUACACGUACCCUACUCCACUCAUACUCAACUGAAUUGGUCAACUCGCACUAUGAAAGUGGUCAAUUUGUUACCAUACAGGUCAAAUAUUACAUCUUUUAUUUUCAUGUUUUUAAUAAUAAUGUUCAGUGGUAUUCAAUGAUUACACAAAACUAAGUAUGGGUUAACUAAUUUGUGUACGACAUGGUCGAAUAUGUUUCUGGACACGGUCUAACUUUUGAACAUGUAUGUAUUAUUAUUUUAAACAGUAAGCCGGCCAUACUGUAUCUCGAAGAAUAGUUAAUAUUCUCUUUUAAAGCAUUCAAAUAUAUUAGAUUCGAGGCUAUAACAUAUUAAUGUAAUCGUUUUAGAUAGAGCGUUUCUUGGACAUAGAACUUUUCAUAACUCAGUAUUAUCUAUUUCUCUAGGAUGUUAUGCGUUUCUGCCAAAUGAAGGGACAAAAACAAAUGGAGAGUUUACAUGUGCUGGAAUUUUCAGACAAGCAUGACCGCAGAGACUUAUCAGCAGAUAUGCACAAUAUCUUAAAGGUUGGCCGCAAAGCAAUGGCAUCUGUUGCUGUAGGAAACUUAUUUCAAAUGUACGUGUCACAUCUUAAUGGCUCAACUCAGACCGAUAAAGCAUCAAGGAUAGCUUUGAACGUUAGUUCAUUUACAAAAGAAUGUCUUGAAGUCUGCUGGUUUAUGACGAUUCAGGAUCCGUCUGUUGUAUUUGCUCCGUUACUUAGACGAGGUACACGAUUCAACACUGACCUGUUCAAACCAUACACAAGCAGCGGUACACACGUCGACUACGUGGUCUGGCCUGCUCUACUUUUACACGAAGGAGGGCCGGUUUUGGCGAAAGGCGUGGCUCAAGGGUACAACACAAAAGAAAAACAAAAGUCAUAACAACAAGUAAUACAUUGAUAAGACAACAGUGGGUAGAGAAGAUAGAUGCAGAUUACCUUAGAUAAUUGCUAAAUGCCAGUCACACACCUGGUCUGGUGAUAACUAUUACUCCUAAAGUGACUCAUUCAUGUUUUCAAGUUUUCUCAACAUUUUUUACCACUUGUAAUUUGUAAAUGUCGCUCUUUAUGUAAAUCAUUUGAAAUAUGUUCCUUACCCAGGAAGAGUGCAACAGGAUAAAUUGGAAUUCUAUAAAGCUAACAUUUAAAAUUUGUGCGAACUGUAUUUUUCAGAUUUACUCUGAUUUGUCCCAUAAUAUUUCUCGCAAAAUGUUGAUUGACGACAUUGUGCAAACAUGCAUUUGGCCACACCGUCUAUAUUAUGAUACGAGCUUGUCAAAUAUCUCGCAAAAACUGUAAAUAGUAUUACGGCGUAUAUCAUAUAGUUAAUAAGUAACACUUAAUUAUCAAUCAUUUUGAAAGUUUACCACAUAACACUCUCUAAAAUCAUACAUUACCUUUACUGUUUUCUUUAAUGUGACCCACAAAGAGAACAAAAAGAUAUUUUUAUAAUUAGUUUAUACUAAUAUACUUUAUGUCGAUUGUGUAGCAUGUUCUACUACUUAUAUCAACCACUCUCAACAGCUCAUUCCUGAUGGAAUCCGUCGCCAUGCGGGUAUGAGAAAAUAGAAGCCAGUCUCUCUUAAUCAGCUGUGCGCCAAACAAAGAAGCUUCUGCUACCAAUUUUCACGUCUUUGGUAUCACGUGGAUCAAACUCACAACCUCCCGCUCUCGGACGCUUUACCAGUAGGCUUUCGAGGCGGUAAGAGAUUAUUAUAAUCAGAAUUGAAAAUACAGCAUUCAUUAUAAUUAAUGUAUUCUUCGCAUGCAUUACCUUAUAGUCAUGAUUACUUUCAAAGAAGAAAACAGGACUUGACAAAGCAUAUAAACUACACCAUGUGAUGAAAAUCAGUGCUGUAGUUAAAUACUCUUCACUGGUUUAAAUGUAAUACCUUAUUCAUAUUUACAGGUCAAGGUGGCACUUGAUUCAGUAAAUGAAUAUCUAUGUUGUGAUUCUUCUCCGAAAUCCACAUUAUUAUAGGGAUACAUUUGGAAGCUUACUUGUCGACCAACUCCCUCCAGUGUGAUUUCAAUUUCCCGUUUUUAAGUUUAACGUCAUUUGGUAGUCACACAUAAGGUUAUAGCAGUGUUAAUGGUUUAUCUUGAAGUAAAUGAGUUUACAGUUAGGUUAUAUCGCAGCAAAUAAUAUAGCAUCUGUAUCGAUAUUCAAAUCAUCGGUACAGGUUUUUCAGAUAUUCACUAAACUUGAAACAAAACAUUUUCAAUAUUGUCUCAUCUUUUCUGAAAGAACGGUUUCUGACACAGGCCGAGUUGGCUACAUUGCUUUAACCAAUCAAAUCAAAAGAAUCUUAUUCUGACCGAGAUGAAGCAAAGCGGGGCUAGCUCUAUUAUCGUAUAAGUUUGGCAAUUCGAGCAGUAUUACGGCAGGUACGAUAUAUGAAAUUAAUAAAGAAGUUAUUUUUUUAUCUACUAUGUAAAACCCCUUAACCCCCCCCCCCCCCCCCCUCAACACGCACGUCCCACACCCUAAAGAAGUUAUGUAUAUAUCUAUAAUUAUGUCAAGCCCAUUACACCCCCACCCCCAUUCCCUCUCCUCCAAACACACACGUCCCACACCCAAAAAAUGCGUAGCUCUAUCAGAUGUAUUUUCAUUUCUGAUUAUAAUUAUCGUUAUAGAUAAUUUCAUCGUUAUUUCUAUUAUUUUUAUUAUGUCUAUACCUAAUUACAUUUCUAGGUAUUGUGUUUCAUAAAAAUGUUUAUCGUCUGUUGCCACAUUCUUAUAAUUAACAUAUUAAAAGCUUCUUACAGUAAAUGUUAUUUUCCUGAUACAUGUAGUUGGAUGGCAUAAUUGUACCAUUACAUAAGAAAAACGAUCCGGAAUUAGCCAGUUACUAUAGAGGCAUUACAUUAGUUAGUUGUUUUUCUAAAAUAUUUACAGGUUUCCCUAACCAAAGGAUUAAUAACUGGAUUGAAAGUAAUAAUAUACUUAGUGAUGCUCAGUUUGGAUUUAGAAAGGGUCGUUCGACUGUUGAUGCCAUUUUUGUAUUAAAUACACUCAUUCAAAAUGUUUUAAAUAAUAAUGGCCGUCUUUCAUGUGUUUUUAUUGAUUUUCAGAAAGCUUUUAAUAGUAUAUAUCGUAAUGGAUUGUAGUUCAAAUUAUAUAAACUAGAAAUUGCUAGUAAAACACUGCGUAUUAUUCUGGACAUGUAUUCUAAAGUUAAGCUCUGUAUACGGGGGUGUAAGACGUAUUCGGAUUUUUUUAAUGUUCAUUGGGCUUAAAACAAGGGGAAGUAAUUUCGCCCGUUCUUUUUUCUCUUUACCUAGAAGACAUAGAGUUAUCUUUGAUUGACGGUAUCGACAACGGCUUCAAUUUAGAUGAAUUUACUUUUAUUUUAUUGUUGUUUGCCGAUAACAUUGUCAUUAUUGGUAAGAAUCCAGAGGAUCUACAAAAUCGUUUAACUUUGUUAAAGGAAUAUUGUAUAAACUGGGGUUUACAAGUUAACCCAGAUAAAAGCAAAAUAGUAAAAUAGUUGUUUUUAGAAGGCGUGGGUCAGUUAGACGUAAUGAAGUUUGGUAUUAUGACAAUAAGACCCUUGAAAUUGUUGACAAUUUUAACUUUUUAGGAACAGUGUUUAAUUAUACUGGUACAUUUCUAUCAAAUCAAGAAACAAUUGCUGGAAAGGGCUUUAAACCUAUGAACGUUCUACUAAACAAUAUUAGUAAAUUAUCUCUUAAA
Messenger RNA from Mercenaria mercenaria, 5850 nucleotides. Its product is annotated as coiled-coil domain-containing protein 158-like. The transcript is spliced from 6 exons. The coding region runs from base 739 to 1920 and encodes 393 amino acids. The record is from RefSeq and is a predicted model, not a curated record. NCBI's taxonomy places the organism in Eukaryota, Metazoa, Mollusca, Bivalvia, Venerida, Veneridae.